CAUGUUGGUUGAGUCGAGUGUAGCUGCUACACCGUUAGAUGAACAUCUUGAAACCGGUGUUGAAUCCCAAUGUUUUGCGACGCAUACCGCUAGCGACUGAAUAGAGCGUGGCGGAACAUGGCGGAGUUUGGCUUAUGACGAAUUGCCAGCCUGGUUUUAGCAUGUUCUUCAGAAACAUAAGAUCGCCAUAGUUAUGGACAGUCUAUCAGAGCAUCUUGAAGAGGUGCGAAGUCGGGCAGAGGCGUGUCUGUCGUCACCAUGCUCAGCCCACGAGGUUCGAGCCGGAGUGUCUGCCAUGGCCAACCUUCCCCUGCCACCAUCUGCCAAGUAUCAGCACAUUGCAGCAGAAGCUUUGGUUGAAGAAAACAGUGUGGGCAACAACAGGAAAGAGAUCAUAGGUUCUUUGCAGAGACUCUCCACGGCACUUAACAUCUUAGAGAAGUAUGGCUCAAAUCUCACCAGCUCCAGCAGGCCAAAAUAUUGGCGGACUGUGAAGCACAAUAAUCCUGUUUUCAGAGCAACUGUGGAUGCUAUUAAGGGAGGAAGGGCAGUUCUCUGUCUCUACGGCUACACAAACCAACAGCCAGAUGGCUUGAGCUUUCCAGAUGAGGUCCAAGAGCCAGAUCUUCAGAAGGUGCCCUCGGUCACCCUGGAGGUCAUGAGCCUGAGGAUGGAGUUGGACAUGCUUAUCCAGGCAUCACAUCCCAACCCGGAGUUCUUUGAGACACUGGUUCCAUCAGUCUUCCAACAGGAGGAAAAAGUGUUGGCCUUCCCAUCUGCUGCCCCUUUGAAAAAAGAGGAUACGCCCCCUGUAGCAGCCACUCCAUCCAAAGCAUCCUCCUCUACUAAGCCCACUGAUAACUGUACUAUUUGUGGGAUAUUCCCUGUAUCGGCCCAGUGCCCAGUGUGUGUUCAGAGGCUUUGCUCGGAGUGUGAUCGCCUGUACCACUCGCAUCCGGCACGCUCCAGUCAUAGUAGGAUCUCAGUGGCGCACAACAAACCCUCAAAGUCAAUAAGUGCGUCGUUGUCCUCUUGGCAGUGUGUCCACUGCACAACCCAUAACAUUAUGCAGGAGGUGCUGUGUAACACGUGUGAGCGCCCUCGUCUGGCCUCUACUGCACCUACACCAUCCCCUGCUCCUGCUCCUGCUCCUGCUGCUACAAAGUGGCAGUGUAAGAGCUGUACGAUGGUGAACGCGGGCAGCAGUGUUCUUUGCGAGGUUUGUGAGCGCCCCCGUCUGGCCACGCGUCCCCCGGCAGCACCCUCGCGCCCAGCCGCACCCACCCUCCACCUACAAGACAGUCAGUGGGUUUGUCAGUUCUGCACCUAUGCCAACCACACUCCGUCCUCCAUCUGUGAGAUGUGUGACCUCCCUCGGCCUGAGCCCGCCCCCUUACCACCCAAGCUCAGAACACCUUCCCCUGUCAGAGAGUUCCUACAGCUGUCAAUCAAGCCCAAAGCCUCGCUGACCGAGGACCCCGAUGUGAAGCGACAGCGGCUGAUGAGAGAGGAGGGACUAAAACUCAUCCAGUUGAUACGGGAGGGCGAGCGGAAGGGAGUGAGCCCAGAGGAGGUGUAUGCAAGUGUGCGUGUCUCUGGCCACACCAGCGUCACGCCCAGCAAUUGGUUGAAGGCUGAGCUGCCCAGGCUGUUGGACGAGAUCUGUGCCCGCGCCUCCUCCGCCUUGCCUCCACCGACAUCGACAUCGGAGGCCCGAUCCCUACAGUCUGAGCUCUCCGGGUCCAGCAGCGGUGGCUCUCAGGAGGAGUCCAGCAGAGGGGUGCAGCUGUCUAGAGGAGAGGCGAAACGCGCCUGGCUGGCAGCAGGGGGCGACAUUGAGAGAGCCACUAAACAGGCACUGUGGGACAGGAAGGCCAAGAUGAAGGAGCUGAGUGCGCUGGGUUUCAGCGACGCGGCCCGCUGUGGCGAGGCCCUGCGGCAGAGCGGCGGCCAGGUGCGCGGAGCCCUGGUCAUGCUGCAGCGCCCCCUGCUGGAGCCCUUCCACCAGCGCAUGUGGAGCAGCCAGCCCGAGCCCUCCAUCAACAUCGACCUCCCAGACAAGCAGCGGGUGUGCCGGAGGCUCCUGGCUGUCUAUGACUUGCCCAGCUGGGGCCGCAGUGAGCUGGCCCUGUCGCUGCUGCAGGACCCCACCGCCCCCUACACCCUGGAGGACGUGGUGCAGGCCGUGCGGGAGUCACAUGACCGCGACUUCAUCCGCCGCGUGCUCGCCAAAGAAUGCCCCAUCUGCCUCUCUGUCUUUCCCCACAGCAAGAUGCAGUCCCUGACGUCCUGCCAGUGUUCGGUGUGCUGUGAUUGCUUCAAACAGCACUUUACCAUAGCGGUGAGAGACAAGCACAUCAGAGACAUGGUGUGUCCCGUGUGCUGGGAGCCGGACAUCAACGACCCAGAGCACCUCAACAGCUACUUCUCCACACUUGAUAUUCAGCUCAGGGAAUGUUUAGAGGCAGAGGUGUACGAGCUUUUCCAUCAGAAGCUGACUGAACAGGCCCUCAUCAAAGACCCCAAGUUCCUCUGGUGUAGCCAUUGCUCCUAUGGCUUCAUCUAUGAUGGCGAUCAGCCCAAGGUCACCUGUUUCCACUGCCGGAACAGUUUCUGUGCCCAGUGCAAGAAGCCUUGGGAGUCGCAGCACACCGGCCUCUCCUGUGAGCAGUUUCAGUCCUGGAAGCGGGAGAAUGACCCGGAGUACCAGAGGCAAGGGCUGGCUGGUUACCUACGCGACAACGGCAUCACGUGCCCAAACUGCAGGUUUCAGUAUGCUCUGGCCAGAGGCGGAUGUAUGCACUUCUGCUGUUCGCAGUGCCGGUAUCAGUUCUGCAGUGGCUGCAAUAACCCCUUUCAUACGACGUGCCCAGUGAUCCAGUGCAGUGUGACGGGGCUGCAUGCCCAUCACCCCAGAGACUGCCUCUUCUACCUGCGAGACUGGGAGCCUGCCAGACUGCAGGCUCUGCUGCAGAAAGAAGAGGUGGCAUUCAACACAGACACCCCUCCAGGAACACAGGCAGGUUUGUGUGGGGUGAUCGAACAGAAGGUGGGGCAGCAGACAGACUCCGCCUGCGGAGCUCAGACUCAACCUGGCCAGGCCGGCCUCUGCGAGAAGCACUACACAGAGUAUCUGGUCAGCCUGAUCAAUGGGCACUCUAUAGACCCCGCCCCGCUCUACAACGCCAACGAGCUGCUGCUAGCCUGCCGCAGGUACCAGGCCGAGGAGCCUCGCCGGGAGGCAGAGGACGACAGGACCUACUACUCUCGACUACUGAAAAUUCUGAUGGAUAAUGUUCCACUUGGUGAUAAAGUCCCAAGGAAGAAGUGAUGAUGGGAAGAAGUGAUGACACACACGCACACACACACACACACACACACACACACACACACACACACACACACACACACACACACACACACACACACACACACACACACACACACACACAGAAACACACACAUAUUUUCUGUACUGUACUGUAAGUGUACAGCCUUUGUUGUAUCCAUCCUGUUGAAGUAAUUGCCUCUGACAAUUGCAUCAUUACACUACAGCACUAACCGUGGAAAUGGCUCAGGAUGGUGUCCAUGGGCAUCAUUUCUUCAUGUGUGGUGGCCAUUCAAUAAGAGUGCGCUCUUAUUAAAUAACCCUGGAAGAUUGUGUCUUAUAUGCUAUUGUAUAUGUGAAGUGGGACUGGACUGAAGCCAGAGGGCCUCGUACACUGUAAUUUAAGACACUCUAUGCCCUGAGAAAUAUGUUGUGGUUGUAAAAUGCAUGAUGUGUUGAUUUUAUUUUAUUUAUAUUUGUUUGUAUGAGUGCAGAGUUAUGAAGGAAGGAACAAUUAAGUGUGCAAUGUUUUGAUGAGCCUCUUGUCUUGGUGCUCAGAUCAGAUCAUGGUGUGCAUUUUGCUGUACCCCCAUUGAGUGAACAAAUAAAUUGUUGUUUUACCUCCGCAAAUGGUCUAGUUUGUGUAAAAAAAAAAAAAAAAAAAAACGAAAGAAUGUGUGUUCAGGGCCAUAGCAGUGAA
This is a messenger RNA of Engraulis encrasicolus (European anchovy), 4028 nucleotides long. RefSeq names its product ring finger protein 31 (gene rnf31). The coding region runs from base 194 to 3331 and encodes 1045 amino acids. The transcript has 23 exons. The record is from RefSeq and is a predicted model, not a curated record. Gene Ontology annotation, molecular function: K63-linked polyubiquitin modification-dependent protein binding; zinc ion binding; linear polyubiquitin binding. Gene Ontology annotation, cellular component: LUBAC complex. Gene Ontology annotation, biological process: protein linear polyubiquitination. Lineage: Eukaryota; Metazoa; Chordata; Actinopteri; Clupeiformes; Engraulidae.